Messenger RNA from Suillus paluster, 5432 nucleotides. RefSeq lists its product as uncharacterized. Gene Ontology annotation, molecular function: ABC-type peptide transporter activity; ATP hydrolysis activity; ATP binding. The coding region runs from base 226 to 5184 and encodes 1652 amino acids. The record is from RefSeq and is a predicted model, not a curated record. Gene Ontology annotation, cellular component: fungal-type vacuole; membrane. Gene Ontology annotation, biological process: transmembrane transport. The transcript has 28 exons. NCBI's taxonomy places the organism in Eukaryota, Fungi, Basidiomycota, Agaricomycetes, Boletales, Suillaceae.
GUGCGAGCAGUGGAACAGUUGAACCAAGUCGUUUAAGUCUGACGUUCAUAUCACUGUUGAGUCCAGCAUCCAGAUAGCAGGUUUAAACCGUUUACCGACUACAAUUUCAACGGGCCAGCUCUCUUAAUCACUGGUGCCGCAUAUUCGUACAUUCGUGCCGACUCGGUUCAAAGUCCACCGGGCCCGGGAUAUUAGCACGACCAAAAGCUUGUCUGGAGAGCAUUAAUGGUUCAAUUUUGUCCAGAUAGCGAUGCGCUGGAUCUAUCAGAUGCCUGCGUGCGCGCCUCUCUUAGUGCCAUCGUCCCUGCUGCGUUCGUCUUCGCCCUUUGCCUGUUCUCCAUAAUACCCAUUCCUGCAUUCGCCCGUCCGCUUACCACCGCUAUCAAAUCACCCUUCCGCACUUAUUUGACAUUGCGCGAGGCUGAAGCUCUAGAUGUUGAGGGGGAGAACACAGGCGAUAUAGUCACCGACAAUACUGUUCCGUUAUGGCGCACCGUACUUCUCUCAUUCGUCGCUUUGGUUCAGGCGCUUGUCUGGACUGCUGUUGGUGCAUACAGCAUUAUCAUGGACAAGGCCCAUGUCUGGGCGGGUAUCGCACCCCUUCUCAUUGCUACCACUUGGAUAUAUGCCUCCUGCAAGCCUGUCUUUUGGCCUAAGCCAACCAUCCACUACGAUCUCUUCGCCUUGUUUGUGCUACACCUCGUCCUUGGUAUCAUCCUACUUGGUGGUACAGUGUAUGAACACGAAGUUCUCGGUGUUCCAUUGCCUCCAAAACUCCCAUUCGUGGGCCUCAUUUCCAAUCUCGUCGCCAUUCUCGUGGUCAUUACCACCGUAGGAAAUAUGCCUUUUGAGCUGCCGAGCAACCGUAUCAAGAAAGAAGAUAUUUAUGUCAAGUACUCUCCUGAAGAUUAUGCUACCAUGUGGGAGUGGAUCACUUUCUCAUGGGUCUACCCUCUCAUUAGGCGUGGCUCAAACAUGACCAUGAAUGAGGAUGACGUUUGGGACCUUAGUCCUACUCAGCAAUCCCGUCCAGUGUUCAUCAAGUUCAGCGCCAUCAUUCGUUCUUCUCUCCUUCGCCGUCUGUGGGCUGCAAAUUCAAUGGAUCUCAUUAUGGAUUUCUGCCUGACUUAUGUCAGCGUCACGUUCACUUAUGCCUCGCCAUUCUUUUUGAAGCUUAUUCUUGAUGCUAUCGAGGAACCCACCCCAGAGAAAAGAUCUCAAGCAUACAUCUACGCUUUCUUGGCCUUCCUGUGUACCUUGCUAAAAGCGCAAGCCGAUGUCCAACACUUGUGGUUCGGGCGGCGAGCAGCAUCAAGGAUGCGUGUCGGAUUGAUGGCUGCCAUCUACGACAAAGCCCUCAAGCGUCAGGACUACUCAGGCAUCGUCGACAAAGACAAAGCGAAAGAAGCUGCCGACAAAAAGGCGGGUAUCAAGCCCGCCGAGAAUCCUGCUGCGGAUGACCCCAAGGCUGGCGCAGAUGUUGGAAAGAUCGUCAAUUUGAUGGCAGUAGAUGCCAAUAAGAUUGCCAUGAUGGUGACUGGCGCAUAUUUCAUUUAUGGAGGUCCGCUCGAGAUUGUCAUUGCCACCACCUUCCUCUACAAUCUUUUGGGUUUAUCUGCAUUUGCUGGCUUUAUCGUCCUUCUUGCUGGCUGGCCUUUGAACAGCUAUGUCACUAAACGCAGUAUUCGCAUUCAGAAGGGUGUAUCUGCCUCGCGAGACAAACGUAUGGCAGUCCUUAACGAGCUCAUCAGUGCUGUCAAAUUCAUCAAAUUCUUCGCGUGGGAGGACCGCUGGAUUCAACGGGCAAUGGAGGCCCGUGGGGUGGAGAUGACUUGGAUGGUGAAGGCUCGGAUUAACUCAGUGCUAUUCUCUAUGAUCUGGACCUCAGCUCCUAUUUUGGUGUCGCUCAUAUCGUUCUUCGUUUUCGUGUACCAAGGCAACCAAUUGACUGUGUCGGUUGCGUUCACGUCCAUUGCGCUGUUCAGCAUGAUUCGUCAGCCGCUGGGUAUUAUUCCAGCUUGGAUUGUUCAAAUCCUGCAGACUGGCGUUGCAUUGAAACGUAUCGAGACCUACCUGGGGGAAGACGAAGUCGACGAGCAGGUGUCUUCCAUCAAGAAGGUUCGCGCACCCCAUGUCGAUGGAGAAGACGAUACGCUUUCAAUUGAAAAUGGAUACUUUAAGUGGAACGAGGUUCCUGAGAAGCCUGAGAAGCCUGAGGAGAACUCGAAAGCGAAUGGCAAGAAACAUUCUCCUCCCAGUCCGAGUGACGAGACUGGGACUGUUGUUGAUUCCGAGUCCGAAUCCAUCCGUUCGCUCCCUGAAGAUCACAGAUUCGAGCUGAAGGAUAUUUCGGUGCGGUUCCCCGAGGGUGAGCUAUCCUUGAUUACUGGACCGACGGCGAGUGGAAAGACUGCUUUGCUCAUGGCGCUGCUGGGCGAGAUGACGACUAUCAGCGGAAAACUGACCAUUUCGAAGAAUACGUCGAAGAUAGACGAAAAUGGACUUAUGCACUCGAUCUCAUAUGCUGCUCAAUCACCGUGGCUGCGCCAUCAAUCCAUCAAAGACAACAUUCUCUUCGGGCAGCGUUAUGACGAGGAGAGGUACAAUGAUGUUGUCGAGUGCUGUGCGCUGCGGCUGGACUUAAAUAUGUUGGAGGAUGGAGAUGAUACCGAGAUUGGCUCUAGGGGAAUCAGCUUGUCGGGUGGCCAGAAAGCUCGUGUUGCCCUUGCUCGUGCUGUGUAUGCUCGCACGAAGUAUGUCCUCUUGGAUGAUCCCUUGAGUGCCGUGGACAGUCAUACUGCUCGGUUCUUAUACGAGAGGCUCUUCCGCGGACCGCUGAUGGAAAACCGUACUGUGAUCCUGGUCACUCACCACGUAGAACUCGUGCUUCCUGGCACAUAUUACUUGGUCCGCAUGCUGGAUGGUCGCAUCGAUACCAAGGGUACUGUCAAGGAUCUCCGUGUGCAGGGCGUUCUGGACCACAUUACGCAGGAUUCCACUGCGGAGGUCGAAGAAGAGAAGCCAAUAGCUGCCACCGAGGCCCCCAUUGAAACGCAGGACAUCGCUGAGGUGGAUACGUCGGCAGAACCGAAGAAGAAACCUCGAAAGCUCGUCAAGGAUGAGCACCGGGAGGCUGGAGGCGUCAAGUGGUCGAUUUAUAAUGCAUACCUGAAGGCAUCGUCAUACCGGACGUGGUUCCUGCUUGGGAUUCUGAUUGUUUUCUCGCAGAGCUUGGGUGUUCUUGAAAAGCUCUGGGUUCGGCAAUGGGGUGACGCGUACGGCGAUGGUGCCCAGCCGACUCCCUACAUCAUGGCAUCUUCAGUAUUGACCGAGAACGAAGCGCUGAUGAACGGCUACGUGCCCUACCAUGACCAUCAACACUACUCGAACAGCUACUUCCAUGUCAACUCCCUUGGCCUCAGCUCAAUCACGUUGCCGGAUGUUCAUGAACAUCCGCUAUUCUACGUUGGUAUUUAUGCAUUGAUCGGUUUCACCACCGCGGCAGUCAGCGUGUUGUCGACUGCUAUCCAGUACAAUGGAGCGUUGAAAGCAUCAAGAUCUAUUUUCUACAAGCUUUUGACGGGUGUCGUGCGCGCCACGAUGCGCUGGCAUGAUGUCACACCGGCUGGCCGCAUGCUCAAUAGGUUUGGAAAGGAUAUUGAAACCAUCGACAGCAAUCUCGCGAGCUCGCUAUCAGCUGUCAACUCAUCAUUAGCGACGUUUGCCGCUGCAAUCAUCACUGUCGUUUUUUUCUUCCCGAUUUUCCUCAUUCCUGCUGUGGUCAUAGGUUUCUUCUACCGCAUGCUAGCUCUUGGGUAUCUGAAAACUGGCAGAGAUCUUCGUCGCAUGGAGUCUAAUUCCAGGUCGCCUAUCUUCUCUGAGUUUGGCGAGUUGCUCGAAGGUAUUGUCACGGUUCGGGCGUUCUCUGCUGAACAGCGCUUUUUGGACGACCUGCAUGGCAAGAUCAAUGUCACUACUAAGAUGUGGUACAAUUUCUGGAUGACGAACCGAUGGCUCUUAUUGAACUUUGAUGCGCUAGGUGGGUUGGCUGUGUUGACCACCACUCUCCUUGCGAUAUCAGGUGUUGUCUCGCCUGGUACCGCGGCUCUGUGUAUCACAAGUGCGAUGACGUUUACGAUGAGUGUCUACUGGGCCUGUCGGUUCUGGACCGCACUUGAGCUUGAUUUGAACUCCGUUGAACGUGUCGUGGAAUACCUCGAGUUGCCUCAAGAGCCUCCUGCGAUCAUCGAGUCUAGUCGUCCUCCAGCUUACUGGCCGUCUACCUCAACCAAGGAAGGGUUGAUAACUGUCGAGGAUCUGGUCAUUAAAUAUGCUCCUGAGCUCCCUCCUGUCCUGCAUAAUGUUUCUUUUACUCUUAAUGCGAAGGAACGAAUUGGGCUUUUGGGACGUACGGGUAGUGGAAAGUCGACUUUGGCAAUGAGCAUUCUUCGCUUCGUCGAUCCUGUCAGUGGCCGUAUCUUGAUUGACGGGAUUGAUAUCUCCACGAUUGGUGUCCAUGAUCUUCGCUCUCGUUUGACUUUCAUUCCUCAAGAUGCGACUCUGUUCUCUGGCACAUUGAGAGAUAACCUUGAUCCAUUCGAUGAACAUGAAGAUAGUGAAUGUUUGGACGUCCUAUUCCGCGUGCAAAUGCUCAGUGAAAGUGCUUACCAAUCUCAACAUAACUCCCGCGCACCUUCUCGUGCAUCUACGCCCGAUGACGUCGCCUCCUCUGCUGCGUCAACGGCCGUCACCGACGUGGACUCCAAGACAACCGUCACACUCGAUACUCAGGUGUCCGCAGGCGGCACGAACUUCUCGCAGGGUCAACGGCAGCUGAUCGCGAUGGCGCGCGCACUGCUGAGGCGGAGCUCGAUUGUUGUGCUUGACGAGGCAACAAGUAGCAUUGACUUUGAUACCGACGCAAAAAUUCAGGCGACGAUCAGGGAGGAGUUCACGGAUUCCUUAUUACUCACAGUUGCCCACAGAUUACGCACCGUAAUUGAUUACGACCGUCUCAUUGUGCUUGAUAAAGGAGAGGUUGCGGAGUUCGACACACCGUUGAAUUUGAUCCAGAAGGAGGAUGGAAUAUUUAGGACGAUGUGCCUCAAGAGUGGAACGUUCGUUGAGCUUGAGGCGGCUGCCAAGGCCAAGGCCGAACGCGGUGCAGCAAGCGCUAGGACAUAAUCGGGUACUUGAUUGGGUUUGACUUGCUUUGUAUUUGCACUUUUGGGUUUACCAUCGUUCUCUCGUAAACAGACAUGAGCUUAAUCAGGGCGGAGCCGGUACAUGACAAGUUGACACAGCUAGAGAAAUGUACGUCGACGAUGACGGACACAUGGGAUUCUUGAAUAUUCUUCCUUGCGAUAAGAUCAUGGUCGUAUGCUGACAAUAGUCAUUGGGUAUUGUGUUGUAGCGGCGCCGAGCGCCGGCGA